Fusarium pseudograminearum CS3096 is the source of this 804-nucleotide messenger RNA. RefSeq lists its product as uncharacterized. The transcript has a single exon. Bases 1 to 804 code for a protein of 267 amino acids. Lineage: Eukaryota; Fungi; Ascomycota; Sordariomycetes; Hypocreales; Nectriaceae. The record is from RefSeq and is a predicted model, not a curated record.
AUGACAGACUCGACAGCCAAACCAAAGAACGAAAUGAAGGUUCUUUCCCUAGGCCUUCCCCGCACAGGCUCUGCCUCAAUGGCAGAAGCCCUGACCAGACUCGGCUACAAAAACGUCUACCACGCCAUCCAAGCCAUCGACAGCCCGGAAGACUGGAAAAUUCUAGAGAGAGCCUGCGACGCUUCGUUCCCCAACUUGCCCUCUUAUACGGGUAAACCGUUCACCCGCGAGGAAUGGGAUGAGCUCUGGGGUCACUGCGAAGGCACCACAGAUGUAGCAUCUAUUUUCGCACCGCAGCUCAUAAAGGCCUACCCUGACGCAAAAGUCAUCCUCGCCAUCCGUGACUUUGAGCCAUGGUUCAAAAGCGUCGACCAGAGCGUUUUUUACCACCUCUGGAAUCCAAUCGCCCAUUUCAGCGUCAACGUCAUCGAACCCCUCGUCGGAUCCGUAGCAGGCCGCUCAGCACGAAAGCAAUUACUGGGUUUAUUCCAAGCGCAAACCGUCGACGAAGCACGCGCCAACGCAAGAGAGACGUGGGAGAGACAUCACCGGGUUAUUAGAGAGAUGGUGCCUGAGGGACAGUUGUUGGAGUAUCGCAUGGGACAGGGUUGGGGGCCUGUGUGUGAGUUUUUGGACAAGCCGGUGCCGGAGGAGGAGUUUCCUUGGGUUAAUGAGGCGGCGGAGUUGAAGAGGGUUAUUAAGGAGAAGAUUAAGAGGAAUAUUGCGGAGGCUGUUGGGGUGGUUUUGCCGUGGGUUGGGGCGAUGGCUGUUGUGGGAGCAGGGGUUUGGAUGAUGGCUAGGUGA